ACUAGGCGUCACCUCCCUUUUUUGUUUUUUUUUUUGUUUUUUUUUCCUUUUCGAAGAGGGUGAUUUAGCUGUGAGACCUGAUAUAAUGGGUAACCGCCUGUCUCCAGCUCAACGGGAGUUUUAGAUCCAAAUUAAGUCCCACCUUGUUUUAGGGAACAUUUCUUUUAAUAAGAGAGAUUUAAAGCCUUUUGUUAAAUUUAUUUUUGAACAUUUUCCUGCUAUUACACGGGAAGAUGUUUUGGUGCCUGAUUUCUGGGGAAGAGUUGGGAGAAAGAUUUACGAUUUACAAGUUCAGGGGAGGAUUUCAGUCGGUCGUUUUUUUCCGCUUUUUCAUUCCAUUCUUAAUUUGUUAAAAAAGAAGAGAGAGAGUUGGGUCCCCAGUUCACCUACCUCGUGUUCCUCCCACCCCAAUCCUAUUCCCUCUUCCCCUAAGGGCGGAUCGGGAGACAGAUCCUGCCAUACAUCGGCACAGAGCUGCUGCCGUCUCUCUGCUGCUUCCCGAUCCUCCCUGUCCCAUUCGUGUGUUGGGACUGGCCACCCCAACACAUGUCAUUCCUGUUCCCUCUAUACCAGAGACCCUAAUCCUAGUUUGAAACCCUGUUGCUCUUUAGAGGACUUAACUGAACAAAUAGGACAAAAUGGCGCCUGCCUCAUGGCGAAAAAAGACCAGCCCCAAGAUGGCGCCCCUCCUUCUCCUUCACCCCAGAAAAUUCCUGACAUCUCGCCCCCGCCUCCUCCCCCCACUCCGUCGAGUGCCGCCCCUGUGUCGGGACCCGUCCCCUCCUUCCCUCUGACCACACCCCUGGGUGGGCCCCCUGUGGCUGGGACCAGCCCCCAAGUGGGCCCAGCCCCCGUGGGUGGGAACCCCCCACCAGAAAGUCACGCCCCAGUGGGUGGGUCGGGACACGCCUCCUCCUCUCCUGCCACUGCCAGUACCGGAACCAGGAAGAAGCCUGGCCGGAAGCAGGCCAUCCUGGCCUGUCGGACGCACGGUCUCCGGGACCCACCGGCCAGGGGGAGGCACCGUGCCCUAACCCAGCCUGCUUCAUCCUCGGAAGAGGAUGAGGAGAGUGGCAGCCCCCAGCAUUCCAACAAGUCGGGGGGGGGGGGUUGGGCAAAGAUCAGAGAGGAGGCAAUUAAGGAUGGGAAUUUGGAAUUGGCACGGGACUUGGGCAGCUUUGCGGCACCGGUCAUCCUCCGGCGGGGGAGGGAGCCAAAGUGGGAGCAAAUUCCAUACGCUGAGGUGAAGGAGUUAAGGAAGGCUGCCAAAGAUUAUGGCAGAAACUCGCCUUUCUUUAAAAAUGUGCUGGACUUAACAUUUGCUGGACGUUUCCUAGUCCCCCAUGAUUUAAGGUAUAUUGCUAAGGCACUGUUUGCUCCCACCGAAUGCGACCUCUGGGAGAUUCAUUGGAAAAAACUGUUGAAACCACUCCUGCGCAAGUAUGAUCUCGCAGAGGUGGUGGGAGAGGGGGAUGAGGCAAUGGAAGCCCUUGCUGGAGAAGGGGAGUUCAGCAGUCCGGAGGACCAAAUUCUACUAGCACAGGAGCUGCUUCAGGACAUAGCAGCAGCGGGAAAGGAGGCACUCCUGAAGAUACCGGAUGCGACAAGGGUACCAGCCAGCGGGAAACUGGCGGCGAAGCGCGAGGAAGGGCCGCGCGACGACACCAAGUGGCCCUUCUCAGCAUCCCAGCCUCCCGACCAUCAGGGAGGACGAGUGGCCGCGCGGCCAAGUCCAGCAGUUCAGCGCAGCCACGAGGACGGACUCCGCCUCUUCCGCCGGACGGGUACCCUAAAUCAGGGCAAUCAUCAGGUCCUCCGCAGCAGCGUCACCAUCUCUCUCCAGGAUGAGGACCUGACGAGAAUUCCUGCUGGGUUCCUGGGCCCCCUCCACGACUGUCGGGACACCACCGUGCUCAUCUUAGAAGACUCCUUCAACACGCCAAAUGAAAUCACCAUCUUAGCUGAGGGAAAGUCGGUGCAGAUGCGGCUCAUGGCAGACACAGGAGCUGACGUGACCAUCAUCCCCCAGGUGAGGUGGCCCAGCGACUGGGAGCUUGUGCCCCCUUGCGGCAGGAUCUCCGGUGUGGGCGGAGCGGUCCACUCUCUGAGGAGUAGGCAUCUUGUGUGCGUGGAAGGUCCAGAAGGACAAUUGGCAACGACUUUUGUAGCGCAGAUUUUAUCACCUGUGCGUCGGCUUUUCCCUGAGGCCAUCAUCCUGCAUGACAUGGAUGAUGUGCUAGUUUGUGCUUCCGACUCGACAUACCUAAAGGCAACACUGGACAAGACUAUUAAGGCUAUCAAAGCUGCAGGGCUCCAGAUAGCAGAAGAGAAGAUCCAAUUCUCAGCACCAUGGAGGUACCUCGGAUUCCUCAUCACGGGAAGGACAGUGACGCCACAGACACUGACCAUCAACAAGGAUCCGAAGACUCUGCGAGACCUUCAGCAGCUGUGCGGAACGAUCACCUGGAUCCGCCCCCUCCUGGGACUGACGACUGAGGAGCUGUCACCUCUCUUCUGUCUGCUUCGAGGCGACGGAGACCUCGCCUCACCACGCGAGCUGACACCUGCCGCGCGGGAAGCCCUGCAACGGGUUGCUGUUGCUCUGAAGUCUCGCCAGGCACACCGCGUGGUCCGGACCCUUCCCGUGAACUUCGCGGUGUUGGACGCUGAGGAUGACUGCCGCCUUGAGGACACCUCUGAAACAUCUGAUGCUCCUGAUCGUCAUCAUCUGGCUGUCACCGGUCAGGAGCUGGAUAGUCCCACAGCUGAGAGAAAACAUAUGGGUCACGCUGGCGAAGUCCUUGAAGCAGGACAACUUCUGUAUGGCCAUGGGAAGUGUGGACAAUCCGUUAUCCACGUGCCUGGUAGGAGUCCCCCUGUCGCCAAACGACUAUCCAUAUGCAGGAAAAAAAACCUAAUCCUGUGGACACCUGGGAUGAGUGGACGAGGAUUCUGCCAUAUGCACCACAGGAGCCCCAAGAAUUGGACCUAUUGGGCUCCUCUCAGGCAACAUAUUGUGUCAGGUUUAGGUACCAGCCCUCCCAGAAAGACUGGGAUCAAAUGGCUAAACUCCACCCCGCUGGUACCCAAGAAGUAAAAAGACACGAUGUAUCUCCCCACGAUGGGAGAUACCAUGCAGCAAAUUGGUGCAAUUGCACCUCGACCAUGGUAUCUAGGUCCUCCUCAGUUCCCAGGGUGCUCCCCAGGGGGGUUUUUCUCAUCUGCGGCGACAGGGUGUGGGCAGGGAUUCCCUCCCAAAUCCAGGGAGGCCCCUGCAGCCUUGGGCAGCUUACCACACUGACACCGAACAAAACCCAAAUUUUAAAUUGGAAAAACGAAAAUAAAUUGGCUCGCAAAAAGAGAUCCUAUAACCAAUUCGACGAAAAUUGUGAUUCAAAAAUUUACAAUUGGGGAAAGACGAAGAGAGUCACGGUAUCCAUAUUUUUACCAUGGUAUGCCACAGCAAAGGCCCUCGGUGAGCUUUCUCACCUCGAGUGUUGGCUCAGUAAGCAGGCCAACGCCACGUCCGCUGCCCUUUCCGACUUGCUAGCGGACGAAGAAGUCACCCGGCACGCCACACUGCAAAAUAGGGCUGCUAUUGACUUCUUACUGCUCGCCCAUGGCCACGGCUGUGAGGACUUUGAAGGAAUGUGCUGCUUCAAUCUGGCAUCAAAGAGCACAUCCAUCCAAGCUAAUAUCCAGCGGAUCCGAGAGCAAGUUGACAACCUCAAGACUGAGACCUCGACUGUAGAUCCUGUGAAUAAACUGCUGUCUCAAUGGGGUGUCCCAGGGUGGGUUGCUAUCAUUCUCGGGGGACUCUUUUGGAUCUUUCUGAUAAUGUUCAUUUUCUCGGUUGCUUUAUUUUUGUUUAGACGUAUGUUGCUUAAAACGUUGGGAAGUGCUUAUUUAAUAAAUAAAACCGGGAGAGAUGUAGGAGGAGGGGUUGGGGAAGGCAGUCUAGGGUUGCCAUGGGAAACAGCAGUUGUAUGAGUUCUCCACCCCCUUUUGUAAGAGAAUUGUACCCUCCCCCUGUCCUGUCGGUUAUUGUUCAAGUCUGCCCCUUAGCCUAGAAUCUUCUCUGUUCCACGUUUUCCCUUUGGUUCUUCCACCAAGAACACUCCUUUCCCUUUUCCCCACUGGUUAAUGUUGUAUUUCCCCUCCCUUUAGCCUUCUCCAGAUUGUACCCUCGAAUGCUAAACCCUCCUACCCCUACGCAGUAAAAGAAUCCUCACCCCGCCCUUCGGGGCUCUCGGAAUCUGCCUCCCUUCUGCUUCGUUGUCUCCCUGUUUGCCCCUUCUGCGACCCUUCGAUAAACGAGC
This is a messenger RNA of Vidua chalybeata, 4319 nucleotides long. RefSeq lists its product as uncharacterized. The transcript is spliced from 5 exons. The record is from RefSeq and is a predicted model, not a curated record. Bases 653 to 3097 code for a protein of 814 amino acids. Gene Ontology annotation, biological process: RNA-templated DNA biosynthetic process; proteolysis; viral process. Gene Ontology annotation, molecular function: RNA stem-loop binding; aspartic-type endopeptidase activity; RNA-directed DNA polymerase activity. NCBI's taxonomy places the organism in Eukaryota, Metazoa, Chordata, Aves, Passeriformes, Viduidae.